GGUAGAGAGGCCAGAGGCGUAGCGGCGCGUCACCUAGCUUGUCAGAGAAAAUUUACCUUUUGGAUCGUAGUCGCUAUUUCAGACCAUGGACCAUCAGACCCCACUAAUUGUGUAUCUUCUUAUUCGGUCUCAACCUCUCAACUCUCGACUUUGUUCGUUCUUCGCUGUUGACUUCGUUUCGACCGGUUUCGGCUUUUCGGCUUCGUAUUUUACAUUGGUCAUCUAGUUUGCGCCCUCUUGCGCCUCUCCGACCCCGUGCAAGACGUGCAAGAUAUCUGCCCUGAUUUAAAAGGGAUUAGGCGUACCUGAACCAGAACCUGCCACUCACAAGCGUGACAGUUGGCUGGACGUGGACGAUCAUGCUGUGAGCAAACGGAAAUCAAAGGGUCGUGAAGGCGAAAGCGAUGUACGGCACAAGUCAUUAACAGAGAUGGGCGAAACUAAAAACAUCCCUAGAAAACUGCGGGAAUUGGAGAAGAUAAAGGAGGAGCUGGGCAUACAAGAAUCGGAGAUGAAGCAGACAGCAGAAGCACUUUCAGGACAACCACAAACCGAUACAAAAGGACCAGUUGUAGUUGUGUUUCAAGAGAGGAAAAGGAGUGCAAAGAGAAAACAAAUAGCAGUAAGAGGUGAAGACAAUGAAGAAGCCAUGGGAAGUGAGGGCCAGCAGAUGGGCUUUACAAAAGCAAAAUUUGACGUGAUGAAGUUUGGCAUAAAAGGACUGGAGCGUCCCAAACAAGAAGAGGCAAAAAUAGCACUUGCUGUGCACUUAGGUGCGAAGCCUCCAAAGAAGAAGUACAUAAAUUACAAGGAGUUUAUUGCACUACAGAAGAAAGAGAGGGAACUCGCUAGGGAGCAGAAGAUACUGCAAGCAAAGAUGGGCCUCAAGCCAAAGAAGAAGGUUGCAAAAAAGAAAGGUUCUAUUUCAAAGAAAGGCUCUACGGGUAAGGAACUGCACGACGGCAUGAAGUAUGUCAGCAAGCAACUCAUUGCAAAAGUAAAGAAGUCAAGUUUAAGGAAAAAAUAAAGAAUCGUUAAAAAUCCAUAA
Ornithodoros turicata is the source of this 1048-nucleotide messenger RNA. RefSeq lists its product as uncharacterized. The transcript is spliced from 6 exons. The record is from RefSeq and is a predicted model, not a curated record. NCBI's taxonomy places the organism in Eukaryota, Metazoa, Arthropoda, Arachnida, Ixodida, Argasidae. Bases 431 to 1027 code for a protein of 198 amino acids.